Molecule: messenger RNA, 2014 nt
Organism: Pollicipes pollicipes
Lineage: Eukaryota; Metazoa; Arthropoda; Thecostraca; Pollicipedomorpha; Pollicipedidae
Product: WD repeat-containing protein 47
Exons: 8
Coding region: 75-1454 (459 amino acids)
Molecular function (GO): protein binding
Source: RefSeq, a predicted model, not a curated record
CGGCCGGCGGCGGCCGCGGCGACGGCGAGCUGUUCCAGGAGUACCGGCGCAGCCGGCACCGGUUCCAGGAGCAAAUGUCUGAGUACGACCAGCGGCGAGCCCAGUAUCUGCAACAGCUGGCGGCCGACAACAGGCUCAGCGAGGACGGCUACCGGCAGGCAGCUCAGAGCCCCGCGCACGCGGCGUACGGCCAGCUGAACGGGUCUCCUGGUCCAGGCCCUGGCCACCCGCCGGCAGCACCGAUCUCCGCUCCUCCCCUGCGCCACGCGCUGCCUGUGCCAGCUAACGGGCUCUAUCAGGCGGUCGAAGUGAACAGGGGGAUGAGUCCGGGCCUGGGACAGCCGCGGCCACCCCCUUCACACAUUCCCAGCCACACAAUACUCAGCGAGCUGCCACCCGACCCGGUCGGGCUACAGGGCGGCCUCUACGACGUCAAUAAGACGGAGAGCGGCGGCGGCGGCCGGCCCCGCUUUAUCCCAGUGACGUCACUGGAAGACGUGCAGGCCAUCCGGUGCGCCGAGUUUCACCCGUACGGCAAGCUGUACGCCGUGGGCUCCAACUCCAAGACGCUGCGCAUCUGCUCCUACCCGAAGCUGACCGACCUCAGAGAUGACCACGUCACCUACCAGCCGACCGUGCUGUUCAAGCGCACCAAGCACCACAAGGGCUCCAUCUACUGCCUGGCCUGGAGUCCCGUGGGGGACCUCAUCGCUACUGGCAGCAACGACAAGACCAUCAAGCUGAUGCGCUUCAACGCCGAGACGUGCAAUAUCGAGGGUCAGGAGAUCGACCUGACGAUGCACGACGGCACAGUGCGAGACCUGUGCUUCAUCGAGGACAUGUCCAACAAGUCGAGCCUACUCAUCAGCGGCGGCGCCGGCGACUGCAAGAUCUACGUCACCGACUGCGUCACCGGCACACCGUUCCAGGCGCUUAGCGGUCACUCGGGGCACAUCCUGUCGCUGUACACGUGGGGCGGCGCUAUGUUCGUCUCGGGCAGCCAGGACCGGACGGUGCGCUUCUGGGACCUGCGCUCGCGUGGCUGCGUCAACAUGUUCCAUCCUCCGAGCGUGCACGCCGGCUCCAAGGGCUCGGCCGUGGCCUCUGUGGCGGUGGACCCGUCUGGACGGCUGCUCGUCUCUGGUCACGAGGACGCCUCGUGCAACCUGUACGACAUCCGCGGCGCGCGCAACAUCCAGAGCUUCAAGCCGCACGAGUCAGACAUCAGGAGCGUGCGCUUCUCGCCCAGCGCGUACUACCUGCUGACAGGCGGCUACGACAACCGCACCGUGCUCACCGAUCUGCAGGGUGACCUGACUACGCCACUGCCAUCCGUGAUCGUGGCUGAGCACCAGGACAAGGUCAUCACCGGCCGCUGGCACCCCAAUGAGUUCAGCUUCCUCUCGACGGGCGCCGACAAGACGUGCACGCUCUGGGCGCUGCCGCCGCUCUGAGCGCCGCUGCCGACGCUCUGAGCGCCGCUGCCGCCGCGUUGUUAACGCGUGCGCCGCCGACUUCGGCGCGUUAUUGGCGCAUGCGCCGCUGGCGAGGCGUGAUUGGCGGACGAGGCGUCGCUAACGUGAUGCCGGCUCCGGCGAGCCGGCGACUAACCGUGACUUCUGCGUGAAAUGUAGAGCGUGCGCCCGUGUCGCGCGGCUGUCGUGCCGCGGGCGUGAGAGGCGACGGCGUGCGGCGUGAGUGGGAUAAUCCGUGAGAGCUUUACUGGCGUGCGCGUUAUGUUUUAGUCAGAUGUUCAGCAUAAAUCCAGUCAUCACAGCGGCGGUCGGCAGGCGAGCCGGCCGGCCAUCCCCGAAUCUUCGAGAUAUUCCACGUUCUGUUGUGCCGACAGCGCUUGGUAGAAGACGUGGGGGUUAUUUUUCUAUGAUUGUGGGCCGGCGUUCCGUGAUUUGUUGCUGGCACCGACCCUGCCUUUGACGACUGUUAAUUCCACCGGCUUGCUUUUCACAUGCUGCUGGGCGGGCGUCCAGCCAAAUAAACCCUGUGUAAACCCGAA